AUGGCCAAAGCUGGUGGCCUCCCGUCCUGUGGCUUCGCGGUCUUCGCGGACAAGGGGGGCCAGCCGCCUCUGCUCGUGGAGCGCCGGGCCAAAGGCAAGCGGGUGACGGUCAUCAGCGGUGUGAGGGGCAAUGCCAGGGCACUCUGCACCGCACUGACGACUCUGCUGGGCGUCGGUGGGACCGUGCACGCAAAGGGUGCACUGGCAGACGUGGAAGUGCAAGGGGAGCAGGUGGAGCGUGUGGCGCAGGCACUGACCCAGCUGGGCUGCCUGAGAGGUCCCACCGGCGCCAAAGCCCCGGCACCAGCCACCGUUGUGGAACGCAGCUGUGGCUACGAUGCCUUCCUCAAGGAGGAGGAGGAGGGGACGCGCAAAGAGCGGAAGGAGCGACAUCGCGCAGGACCGGCCCUGGAGCCUCCGGAGCCCCCGGAGGACGCUCCCUGCCGAGCCUGGCACGGGUACUGGAUCUACUGCUCCGGCCACUGCGAUCGCACACCCUCCUCCUUGGACGUGUGGGACCUGGACUCGCUGGACCCCUUCCUGGAGCACGAGAGGUUCGUUCCGGUCCGGGCUGCGCCAGGAGCGGCCGGGACGAAGAUCCUGAGCGGAUUGCAACGCCUUGGCAUGGCUGCCGAAGUGGGAGUGGCCGUCCUGUCGUACCGCGAGGAGCUUGCGCAAGAAGCGGCGCGUCGAGCCGCCCCGAAGGCUUCCUUCUGUGCGCAGACCGCGCCGGUGCAGCUCCGCGAGAGAGAUCCCCUGGUUUGUCCCACCUGUGGUGCCACAUUCACGAUGCGCCGGACGCUGCAGCUCCACCUCCGCCAGCACGAGCGUCCCGAGCCCGAGCCCUGGGCCGAACCCGGGCCGCUGCCCUCGGAGGACUGGAGGCGGGACUCCUACAUCGACAAGGCGCGCGAGGAGGUGGAUUUCUUCACUGCCCGAGCGCAGCCAGAAGAUUUGGGCAACGAGGACGACUGGGACUCUCCUGAAGCGGCCCAGUACGUCGUUUCAAACGGCCGCUCGUCGCGGUACACCCUAGCAAACUUGCUGGAUACGGCAGUGCCCAUCACAUCGCGUCGGCGGAAGAAGGUGCCCGCAGUCCAGGAGGUCUACGGAGACUGCCCCAUCUGCGGCCGCUCUUUUCCGCAGAGCGAGCUCGAAGAGCACGUGGAGCAGUGCCUCCGAACCGUGCCUAAAGAAGCUCCGCGAGUCGAGUCCGCGCCUUCUGGCGCCGGAAGCUCUGAAUUUUCCCAACUGCCGGCCGAGCUCCUGGAAAGCUUGCUGCAGCUGGAUCUCCCACCGGCUGCUGCGGAGUUUUUCUGGUGUAUCUACGAGCACCACGUGCAAAGCAAAAGCGUGCAGGAGGCCUUCUUGGCAGCCCUCGAAGAGGCCCUGGCCUGGGUUCCGGAAACAGGCGGAACCGCCGGCAGCAGCGACGAAGGCGAAGAGAUCUUGCAGCCCAACGCUUCCAUGUCUUGUAAGUUUGCGCGGCUGGCGGCCUGCCCCGUUUGUGCGGGCCAAUACCCCCUGGAGACGAUCCAGCAGCACGUGGAGGCGUCAUCGGGUUUGGGCUUAAGAACGGAGGGUGAAGGACCGAGGCUUGAUGCAUCGGGUGUCGAGGACUCUGCUCCCUCUACAGUGGCCUCGGGGCCGCCCGAGGUACCGCCGGAGGCCCAAAGGCCUAGGACACCGGAGCCCCCGGCCAUAACGCGGAAGGCGCCGGAACCGGAGGCGCCGAAGAAGGAGGCGCCCGGGAAAUAA
Symbiodinium sp. CCMP2592 is the source of this 1758-nucleotide messenger RNA. The record is from the annotation of a GenBank genome assembly. NCBI's taxonomy places the organism in Eukaryota, Dinophyceae, Suessiales, Symbiodiniaceae.